UGUGUUUGUGUUGUAGUUUUUUUUUUUUUUUCCUUUGUUUUUUUUCUUGUUAAUACAUUUUUAUUUUUAGUGUCCCACCACAAGGCCAUAGAUGAUGUUUCUUUUCCGCCUUUGACAUUUUUGAACCAAUUUGAGUCCUUUCCCUUCAGUCCCCCCUCAGCCAGGUGAAGGGCAGGAAAAGGUAGCUUUUUCACAUUUUUUAAAAACCUUUGGAAGUAUUGGACUGCCAGGAAUAUUCUGCGUUUUUUUUUUUUUUUUUUAAUCAUAGUGUACAGUUUUUUUGCCAAUUGCUUUUUUAUAAAGGUUCUUUUUUCCCCCCUUUGGUGUUUUACACUUACUACAUUGGUCCACAUCAUGUGUCAUUCUUAGUCCCAAUGUCCUUUGCUUUAUCCUGACCUUUUACCAUAGGUCAGCCUCACCCUCUCAGGAAGAAAGGCUAGAGUUUUAAAAUCUUCAAGCUUAAAGUUGAAUCUGUAUUGUCAUUUUUGGACCUCUGCCCAUGCAUUUCAAUAUUGUUGAUUCUGGAGGGAAAAUGCUGGCUCGGUCUUUGAAGAAUUUAUGAGCUGAUAAGAAGCUAGUUUAUAUUUGCAGUGCAAAAGAUAAGAUGGUUUCUAACCUAACCACUGUACUCCAGUAUUGUUUAUCAAGUGCCCAGUGAUGAGCUUUUGGCUUCAGCUUGCUGUCAGUACAGUUGCUGCCAGUGUGGGAUUGUUAAAGUUUAUUCAUUUUUGUCUGUAUUGGGGGGACACCCUGGGUCAGGUCGGGUCAAAUCUGGAGAUGUGGAGUUGUCCCACUGGUUACAGGCCAUCUUAUUUCGUGCUUGAGGGGGGGGAGGAGUGGGGAAGAGCAUCAUGGAGUCACAAGCUCUCCUGCUCUGUCGCUUCACCCUCCCGCGCGCCUGCUAAGGAUUGGUGGAGUGUGCGCGCUCAGAGCUGUCUUCCUGACUGUUGCCCAGUCAGUGCCCAGGCACACCACAUAAGUGCUUUUUCAUGCACACAUGCAUUCAUUUUUCAUCACAAUAUGGCUGAUGACGAAACUUCUCCCAGCUAGUUGUCUGUUAUGAUAUUCCUCAUUAUUGAAUGCAUCUUCUAACUGUGUGGGUUUAUGAGCGUUCAUUUUCGGGGGGGGGGGCUUAAAUUUGGUCCAAGUGGUGUCAGGCAGACAGCUCACAAUCUGUACUCCACCUCCUGCGUCAGAUGCUGGGUUAGAAAGACAGAAACAAGCGCAGCAACAGCGAUGACUCUUUUUAUUUCAGAGCUGUGGAGGCUUCUAGAUACAAAUAAUUAAACCACAGAUUUUUCUCCCUAUCCCAUUGGCCAGGAUUCAAGAAUGCAGGCCAGUUUUUUGAACUAUUUCAUGAAAAUGCUAAAAGAAUAAAAGAAAAGCAAUGAUUAAUACUUCUUCCCUUUUCCUUCAAAUAUGUAAUAUUCCCAAAGAAAUGGGAUCAGUUCAUUUGGGCAAGAUCAAGCCAGUAACUGCCCUCCUGUAGGUCAAUAUGAAAACUGAAUUGACUGAGAACUGGAAGCCUGACUAUCUUGCUGAUAAACUGAACGCAUCAAAGCCUUUCUUCCCUCUCAGUUACCCCCAAAGCAUUUCUUUUGUUUUCUUUGAAAUGAAACAUUUAAUUGCAUGAAAAAAACUAAGAAUAGUUUGUUUUAAUGUUUGUUGUGAUUUCGAAGAAACCAGUUUUAUUUCCAUAUUAUCAAAGAAUGUAUUGUUGGAAAACUUUUACUAACGAUCUUGUUUUCUGAUUUUGUCUCUUUUGGUUUUUCCACAACUGAUAUUGUUAUUUAGAAGGUUUCAGGUGGGUGACACUAUUCCUGCGUAGGUGCCUGGCGGAAAGGAACACUAGGGCAGCCUCAGUCCUCUCCUCUUCUUCCAGCCAGCUGCGGCCACCACUCUGACAAAGUCCAAAAAUAUGGCUUGUUACCUGAAAGCCAUCGAGACCCAGCCCAACUUUGCAGUGGCUUGGAGCAAUCUGGGCUGUGUGUUCAAUGCCCAGGGAGAGAUAUGGCUGGCUAUACACCACUUUGAAAAGGCAGUGACCCUGGACCCAAAUUUCCUUGACGCAUACAUCAACCUAGGAAAUGUCUUGAAGGAAGCUCGGAUCUUUGACAGAGCUGUUGCUGGAUACCUAAGAGCCCUGAGUCUUAGCCCGAACCAUGCAGUUGUUCAUGGAAACCUGGCCUGUGUCUACUAUGAACAAGGCCUCAUUGACCUGGCUAUUGACACCUACCGUCGUGCUAUUGAAUUGCAGCCCCACUUCCCUGAUGCCUACUGCAAUUUGGCAAAUGCCCUGAAGGAGAAAGGCAAUGUGUCUGAAGCAGAAGAGUGCUACAACACAGCCUUACGUUUGUGUCCAACCCAUGCUGACUCCCUUAACAACUUGGCCAAUAUCAAGCGUGAGCAGGGCAACAUUGAGGAGGCAGUGCAGCUGUAUAGAAAAGCACUGGAGGUCUUCCCAGAGUUUGCAGCAGCUCAUUCUAACCUGGCCAGUGUCCUGCAGCAGCAGGGAAAACUCCAGGAGGCCCUCAUGCAUUACAAGGAGGCCAUCAGAAUCAGCCCCACGUUUGCUGAUGCAUAUUCAAACAUGGGCAAUACACUGAAGGAAAUGCAAGACGUACAGGGAGCGCUGCAGUGUUACACCCGUGCCAUCCAGAUCAAUCCGGCCUUUGCUGAUGCUCACAGCAAUUUGGCUUCUAUCCACAAGGAUUCUGGAAACAUUCCAGAGGCCAUUGCAUCUUACCGCACAGCCUUGAAACUCAAGCCAGACUUCCCUGAUGCUUACUGCAACUUGGCACAUUGCCUGCAGAUUGUUUGUGACUGGACAGAUUAUGAUGAGCGGAUGAAGAAACUUGUGAGCAUUGUGGCUGACCAGCUGGAUAAGAACCGCUUGCCUUCAGUGCACCCACACCACAGCAUGCUGUAUCCACUGUCUCACAGUUUCCGCAAGGCCAUUGCUGAGCGCCACGGAAACCUUUGCCUGGACAAGGUACACGCAGUGACCAAAAUCAAUGCACUGCACAAACCUGCUUAUGAGCAUCCGAAGGAUCUGAAGUCCAGUGGUGGACGUCUGCGUGUUGGUUACGUCAGCUCUGACUUUGGCAACCACCCUACUUCCCACUUGAUGCAGUCCAUUCCUGGAAUGCACAAUCCUGAGAAAUUUGAAGUGUUCUGCUAUGCACUCAGCCCAGAUGACAGUACCAACUUCCGUGUGAAAGUGGUAGCAGAGGCCCAUCAUUUCACAGACCUCUCUCAGAUUCCUUGCAAUGGAAAGGCAGCUGAUCGUAUUCACCAGGAUGGAAUUCACAUUCUGGUCAACAUGAAUGGAUACACCAAGGGAGCCCGAAACGAGUUGUUUGCCCUCCGCCCUGCUCCUGUUCAGGCUAUGUGGCUGGGUUAUCCUGGAACCAGUGGAGCACCAUUCAUGGACUACAUUAUCACUGACAAGGAGACCUCACCUCUCGAAGUAGCUGAGCAAUAUUCUGAAAAACUGGCCUACAUGCCAAAUACUUUCUUCAUUGGAGACCAUGCAAACAUGUUCCCACACCUGAAGAAAAAGGCGGUGAUUGAUUUCAAGUCCAAUGGACACAUCUUUGACAACCGCAUUGUUCUUAAUGGUAUUGAUCUGAAGGCCUUCUUGGACAGUCUGCCAGAUGUGAAAGUGAUAAAGAUGAAGUGUGACAACAACCAGGAAGCUGCUGGGGACUCGAAUGGAGCUCUGUCCAUGCCCGUCAUCCCCAUGAACACAGCAGCUGAAGCAAUCAUCAACAUGAUCAACCAAGGCCAAAUCCAGGUCACAAUCAAUGGCUUCACUGUCAGCAAUGGCCUGGCCACCACACAGAUCAAUAACAAAGCUGCCACUGGGGAGGAGGUGCCACGAACUAUCGUUGUGACAACCCGCUCCCAGUAUGGUCUGCCAGAGGACUCCAUUGUCUACUGCAACUUCAACCAGCUCUACAAGAUCGACCCCCCUACUCUUCAGAUGUGGGCCAAUAUCUUGAAGCGUGUGCCCAACAGUGUGCUGUGGCUUCUUCGUUUCCCUGCUGUGGGGGAGCCCAACAUCCAGCAGUACGCUCAGAAUCUGGGCCUGCCGGGCUCUCGCAUCAUCUUCUCUCCUGUGGCCCCAAAGGAGGAGCAUGUCAGAAGAGGCCAGCUGGCUGAUGUGUGCCUAGACACUCCACUAUGUAAUGGUCACACCACAGGCAUGGAUGUUCUCUGGGCUGGAACACCCAUGGUCACCAUGCCAGGUGAGACCCUUGCUUCCCGUGUGGCUGCUUCACAACUUAACUGUCUGGGGUGCCCUGAACUAAUAGCCAAGAGUCGCCAGGACUAUGAGGACAUAGCAGUCAAACUUGGAUCUGACAUGGAAUACCUGAAGAUGGUCAGAGCACGUGUUUGGAAGCAGCGAAUCUGCAGCCCCCUUUUCAACACCAAGCAGUACACAAUAGACCUGGAGAGGCUCUACCUGCAGAUGUGGGAGCACCACAGCAGUGGCAACAAACCUGACCACCUGGUCCAGACAGUAGAGACCAGUGAGAAUGCCUGAACUAUGAGCACCCUGAUUUCCCCAACCACAUCCAGCCCUCCCCAUCCUUUUGUUUUUUGUUUUUUUUUUUUUGUUUUGUUUUUUUUUAAGCACCCUAGCUUGGAAUGAUUCGUUUUCACUCGGGCCUCCUCCUGAUGGUCUCAAUUUCUCUCAUACUGUUAAUGGGACUCUUUAUUUGUAAAGGAGCCAACAGAUGUACACAUUUAGCCCUCAUCAUGUUUGUUGUUACAUCACACAUCUGCAUUUACUGAGCUAGAUUGAGCCUGAGACUUUCAGGACCUCUUCUGAGACUCUUGUCCUAAAGCAGUAUAUCUGGUGAGCAUGAGAGGAUUGUGAAUGCCUUGCUUACCCCCUCACUACCUGGAUCUGUGGAUUUUUUUUUUUCCCCUCAGUGUGCAUACAGGACUAAUUGCAGAUUGUGGAGGGAAUGCCCAGCCAUCAUUACUUGUUGAUCUAUUUAUAGAUGGAUUAAGAGUGUUGUGUGUUUUAAAAGGACAAUGUUGCACCAUGAACAUUGUAACUGACUCAAGUUUCAUCAGCUUUAACAUGCAAUUGUUAAACAUAGGUUGCAACUGCUCUUUAGUUUGUCUGAAACUGUUAUUAAAUCACUGAGAAGAGUAGAUGUUUUGAGGAACAUGGUCUAUAUGAAGACUCCUUCUCCUCACCCAAAUGCCAACUUUUAUUAAUUUUGUUGUCAAAGAAUAUGUUCAGUAGCUGUUGUCCUGUUUGAUGUCACAUUAUCCUUGUAAAAAUGAUUGGACAAAGCUGAACAAAGGAGUUUAAUUGGAAAGGGUCUAAAUUUAAGUUAAGAUGCUUGAGCUAUUCACAAAUUGAUCUUGUGUGGGAUUUUUAAAAAAAAAAGAAAUCAAACCAGGAACAGCGCGGUAAGUAUUUUCUAAGCAGUUUUUCUUUUUGUAUUGUUCUUUAACUGUUUGCUGUCAAUGAUGCCAUAAGGCUCUAAAUAUACUAAAAAAAUAAAGAGAUGGCAAAACUUA
Molecule: messenger RNA, 5544 nt
Organism: Scatophagus argus
Lineage: Eukaryota; Metazoa; Chordata; Actinopteri; Scatophagidae
Gene: ogt.1
Product: O-linked N-acetylglucosamine (GlcNAc) transferase, tandem duplicate 1
Exons: 19
Coding region: 1919-4549 (876 amino acids)
Biological process (GO): protein O-linked glycosylation
Molecular function (GO): protein binding; protein N-acetylglucosaminyltransferase activity
Source: RefSeq, a predicted model, not a curated record